Molecule: messenger RNA, 747 nt
Organism: Physella acuta
Lineage: Eukaryota; Metazoa; Mollusca; Gastropoda; Physidae
Source: RefSeq, a predicted model, not a curated record
GUGCCAGGAAAGCAAGACUUCCGUCAACAAUAAUUUGUUACACAUGCAAAAUCCUUUUUAGUCUACUUUCAGUUUUAAAUGUUUUGAAUUUUGCUGCAUUUACCUAGUCAAAAGCUACAAUUUGUGACAUGGAUCCAUUAAACAGCUCUUCUGAGGAUGAAGCACCAGAAGAAUUCAGCGCAACUCAAGUUAAGAAACAACGUGUUUCUCAGUUGAAAAGUAUUAAAGAUGCAGAAAGAAAAAGCAAAGAUGAAGAAAAAGAACGACGAAGGAAGAGAAAUGAGCUUUUCAAGACUCAAAAGCAAAAGAAACUGCUUGAUUGGAGCUCAAGGAAAUUACCUAAAGAUGUUUUAGAAGCAGUUUCAGGAUUUAAAAGAAAGGGACCAAAAACAGAUAAACCUCCCAGCGAUCCAAGACUUAAUGAAGACGAUACAGAAGAAAUAAAUGAAACAGAGGAUAGGCUUUCUGACAGUGGAAUUGAUGAUGCUAGUCCAAAGUUGAAUAGCAGCCCUGAUUUUAUUCCUAUUGGCAAUUCCGGAAAGUUAGCAGUUGUACCUGUCAGUCAGGUGGCAAAGAUUAAGAUGACAUCACUGGAGAAGGCUUUGGAAUUUAAACAGAAACAACUUUAUAAUCAGCCUACUAUUCCUCGUGAAAGCAGUAAAAAACGGAGGGCAAGGUUAUCCAAACUUCCUGCUGACAAGAUUAAGAAAUAGUCCUGAAAAGUAAUAAAUGUGUUGGGCAUGUUAG